This is a messenger RNA of Nylanderia fulva, 1345 nucleotides long. Its product is annotated as integrator complex subunit 15. The record is from RefSeq and is a predicted model, not a curated record. NCBI's taxonomy places the organism in Eukaryota, Metazoa, Arthropoda, Insecta, Hymenoptera, Formicidae.
UAUACUCCUAAUAUAUUACAUAAUAUAAUAUUACAUGUAAUAUAUCCUCUGCCAGUACUGAAUUCUAUAGUUUACGUCACGUAUACUAUAGAUUUUCAGCUGGCUGUAAAUUUACACGCAUAACAUAACCACUUUCUUCUGUUAGAGAGUGAAAAUUGAAUAAUAAAAGAUUUUUAUAAUUUUAUCUACAUUAUAAUGACCGGGAAUGAUGUCAAACAGGCUCUCAAAAAGUUGGAAUUUCCUUAUUGCGCCAGAGAAGCUCUAUGCAGAAUUGAAAUACUCUGCUGCAGACCUGGUAAACAAGUUGAUCUGCAAAUGGACUUGAUAUCGGAGUUUGUAUUUGGGGAGCUAGAGAAGCGGAAGAAACGUAACAUGACUAUGGCAAUACAAGAAUUGCAGUUGAUAGAGAUUAUGAGCGACUUCUUUCAAAGUCCAGGUGGUACUCCUGCAGUACGCAAUGCUCUCUUUCUAUCGCUGUUUCCAGCAGACAGUCCCAGAUAUAAGACUUUAGGUAACCUGGUAUCUUUGGCAAUUGCCACGCAAAACAAAGCGGUUCUAAAUGCAGCUGGCAUUUGGAUGCAGCAAUUGGGCUCCACCUCGUUGCAAAGUGUGGGACUGGCAAGGCAUAUACUCAACGACUAUUUCGUACUUACUCCAAAAUCCAUUGAUAAGCUGAAGCAGUUACCUGUACUAACACCACAUUUUACUGCAAACUUAUUAACAGCGAUAGGUGAAGUUUAUCAAGAUAAAGAUCCUCCUGUGGAGCUGCUGAGAUUAGUAGGCGAAUGGAUUGAUGAGAAUCCAAGUUUAUUGUUGACUCCCUUAAUAGAUAAUCUAGCAUUGCCCACUGGUGGAAUUCCAAUGACACCGAUAACACCUAUAGCAGGUCUCUUCAGGUGGUGCAUAUUGAGUCCUCUGCGUUAUGUGGAAAAUACAGAAAGUCAAGAAGAAACGCGAAAAUUUUAUUCCAAGGUUCAACAGUUGCUCAUGGAUUCGGUAUUACGUCUGAAUAAUAGCGGUAGCAAUAAGCACGCGAUAUCGGCUCAGCAUUUGGCAUCCACUACUCGUUCAUUGAUGGCGAACUUACAAAAUCGCACCAAUAUAGACACGGCUUUGCGUGACUUAGCCAUGGAGCGAUUAGCGCAAGCCGUCAGCGCGGCUAUGUCUGCAAACUGUAUUUAUGGAAAUAAACAGGAACUAUUAGCACUUCUGCAACCAUUAUCGUAUCAGCAUUUCUUAAUCGAAUGGACAUUACAAACUUAUGCAACUAAAGCAGCUUGAGACACCCUGAUGAAUAUUUCAGUAAUGACUUGGUAAUUACUAUUUGUACAUAAUUAUUAUUUAA